This is a messenger RNA of Eubalaena glacialis (North Atlantic right whale), 1323 nucleotides long. RefSeq names its product prostaglandin F receptor (gene PTGFR). Gene Ontology annotation, cellular component: plasma membrane. The record is from RefSeq and is a predicted model, not a curated record. The coding region runs from base 1 to 1089 and encodes 362 amino acids. Gene Ontology annotation, biological process: positive regulation of cytosolic calcium ion concentration; inflammatory response; adenylate cyclase-activating G protein-coupled receptor signaling pathway. NCBI's taxonomy places the organism in Eukaryota, Metazoa, Chordata, Mammalia, Artiodactyla, Balaenidae. Gene Ontology annotation, molecular function: prostaglandin F receptor activity. The transcript has 2 exons.
AUGUCCACGAACAAUUCCAAACAGCCAGUGUCUCCUGCAGCGGGGCUCCUUUCAAAUACAACUUGCCAAAUAGAAGAAGAGCUUUCAAUAUCUUUUUCGAUAACCUUCAUGACAGUGGGAAUCUUAUCAAACAGCCUUGCUAUUGCUAUUCUCAUGAAGGCAUACCAGAGAUUUAGACAGAAGUACAAGUCAUCGUUUUUGCUUUUGGCUAGUGCUCUGGUAAUCACAGAUUUCUUUGGGCACCUCAUCAAUGGAGCUAUAGCAGUCUUUGUAUAUGCUUCUGAUAAAGACUGGAUCCAUUUUGACAAAUCAAACGUCCUUUGCAGUAUUUUUGGUAUCUGCAUGGUAUUCUCUGGUCUGUGCCCACUUUUUCUAGGCAGUGUGAUGGCCAUUGAGCGAUGUAUUGGAGUCACCCAACCAAUAUUUCACUCUACGAAAAUUACAUCCAAACAUGUUAAAAUGAUGUUGAGUGGAGUGUGCUUUUUUGCUGUUUUCAUAGCUUUGCUGCCCAUCCUUGGGCAUCGUGACUAUAAAAUUCAAGCGUCGAAGACCUGGUGUUUCUACAAUACAGAUCACAUCAAAGACUGGGAAGAUAGGUUUUAUCUUUUACUUUUUUCUUUUCUGGGGCUCCUAGCCCUUGGUAUUUCAUUUUUUUGCAAUGCCAUCACGGGAAUUUCACUUUUAAGAGUUAAAUUUAAAAGUCAGCAGCACAGACAAGGCAGGUCUCAUCAUUUUGAAAUGGUCAUCCAGCUCCUGGGUAUAAUGUGUGUCUCCUGCGUUUGCUGGAGUCCGUUUCUGGUGACAAUGGCCAGCAUUGGAAUGAAUAGGCAAGAUUUUAUGGGUGCCUGUGAAAGAACCCUUUUUACUCUUCGAAUGGCAACAUGGAAUCAAAUCUUAGAUCCCUGGGUGUAUAUUCUUCUACGGAAGGCUGUCCUUAAGAGUCUCUACACAUUUACCAGACGCUGUUGUGGAGUACAUAUCAUCAGCUUACAUGUUUGGGAGCUUAGCUCCAUUAAAAAUUCCUUAAAGGUUGCUGCUAUUUCUGAGUCACCAGUUACAGAGAAAGUAACUCAGCAAACAAGCACCUAGUUCAGUAGGAUGGUAAAUCAGUGUAGGUCUAGGACCAAAUUAAGGAAAGUUUUGGCAAUAUUUCAGUUAAUGUAUAAAUAUAGAGAGCCUAACUGGAAAAAUCAACCCUCAGCCAGAUAGUCUGGGGUGCACUUUUGUCAGAUUUGGCUUUUGAAAAUUUGUUAAAUUAACUGUAUAAUUGCGCAUUUUCACAUGUUUUUGUCAACCGGAGGUAAACGUGAUGAAAUAAUGCCA